ACACACACACCCAUAUAGAGCUUAUAUUGCUUUGCCCUCAGUUAAGGGAACGAUCAGUGUUCAGGCAUCUGUACUAAGUGAGAGAAAGGGAGAGAGAAACAAAGAGAGGAAGAAGAGAUAAAGUUACAAGAGAGUAAGAGAAGGAUAAAGGGAGAACGCGAAGGAGAGAGAGGGGGUAGCGUUAGCCUAAGGGUGAGUGCUGCUGUUUAAAGGGGCGUGCUGCUAUUCUUAGGGACAAGGCAUGUAGCUUCACAGCGCUAAUUCCUCUUACGGCAUCACGCGCGCCACAUAUGCACUCCGGGCUUCCGUAAACACUCGCGUGGGGGAUAAUCUUCGCCCGCUUCCAGUUGGUCUCUGUUCCAGCGGUCUUUUUCUGAGGCUGUAAGUAUGAUUCCUGUGUGCUUGUCAUUGAGGAGCUCCCCCUAGUGGCCGAGCCAUGCAGGUGCAGGACCUGAUCCGCCAGUUCCGCGUGCCUGACCUAGGCGACAUGCGGCAGUACGUGCGGAGCUUGCCCACCAACACGCUGAUGGGCAUGGGCGCCUUUGCCGCCAUCACGACCUACUGGUACGCCACCAGGCCGCGAGCGCUCAAGCCUCCGUGCGACCUCGCCAUGCAGUCCGUGGAGGUGGAGGGCAUGGAAUACGCUCGCCGGUCAAUCUUAUUGGACGAUGACAAGCUGAUGACCCACCUCUAUGCGGAUGUGAGGACGAUGUACGAGGCUUUUUUACGAGGAAUGAAAGUAUCCAAUAAUGGGCCUUGUCUAGGAGCUAGAAAACCCAAUCAGGCUUAUGAAUGGUUGUCAUAUAAAGAGGUUGCAGACAGAGCUGAAUUAAUUGGUUCAGCAUUGUUACACAGGGGCCACAUUUCAACAGGAGACAAGUACGUUGGCAUCUUCGCCCAGAACAGACCUGAGUGGACCGUGUGUGAGCUGGCCUGCUACACCUACACGCUGGUGGCCGUUCCCCUGUACGACACCCUGGGUGUGGACGCUAUCAGAUACAUCAUGGACAAAGCCCUGAUCUCCACGGUGAUCUGUGAUGUGGCGGAGAGGGCACGGCUGGUGCUGGAGUGUGUGUCGUCACAGCAACACAGUGUGAAGACGCUCAUCCUGAUGGAGCCGUAUGACAGUGAGCUCACUGCGCAAGCCCAGCGGGAGGGCAUUGUUAUCAUCAGCUUGAGAGAGCUGGAGGCCAUUGGCAAAACGCACUACAAAAGGCCCAUGCCUCCUAAGCCAGAGGACCUUGCUCUCAUCUGCUUCACAAGUGGAACUACUGGACACCCGAAGGGGGCAAUGCUCACCCACGGGAACGUCGUCGCUAACUGUGCUGCCUUCAUCCGCAUCACUGGGGGGAAAUUGCGGCCCAAUCAUCACGACACUCUCAUCUCCUUCUUGCCUCUCGCUCACAUGUUCGAGAGAGUGGUGGAGAAUGUGAUUCUGGUCAAUGGCGCAAAGAUAGGUUAUUUUCAGGGUGAUAUUCGGAUGCUCAUGGACGAUCUGAAGGCGCUCAAGCCCACUGUGUUUCCUGUUGUCCCCAGACUACUAAACCGCAUGUUCGACAAGAUCUUCGGGCAGGCCAACACGCCGCUGAAGCGCUGGCUGCUCGACUUCGCCACCCGGAGGAAAGAGUCGGAACUGCGUAGCGGUGUGGUGAGGAAGGACAGCAUGUGGGACAAGAUCAUCUUCAGCAAAGUCCAGGCGAGUCUGGGUGGGCGCGUCAGGCUGAUGAUCACUGGAGCCGCUCCGGUGUCCCCCACCGUCCUCACUUUUCUGCGGGCCGCUCUGGGUUGCCAGUUUUAUGAAGGCUAUGGACAGACAGAAUGCACUGCAGGGUGUUCCAUGUCUAUGCCAGGAGACUGGACAGCAGGUCAUGUGGGACCUCCUUUGCCCUGUAACUAUGUGAAGCUAGUGGAUGUGGCAGACAUGAGCUACUAUGCAGCCAAUGGGGAGGGAGAGGUGUGUGUAAAGGGGCCAAAUGUGUUCCAGGGGUACCUGAAUGACCCAGAGAAGACAGCGGAAGCCAUUGAUAAGGAUGGCUGGCUGCAUACAGGAGAUAUUGGCAAGUGGCUUCCGAAUGGCACCCUGAAGAUCGUAGACAGGAAGAAACAUAUCUUCAAGCUUGCGCAAGGCGAGUACAUUGCGCCAGAGAAGAUCGAGAACGUGUACAUGCGCAGCGACCCUGUGGCCCAGGUCUAUGUGCACGGCGACAGUCUGCAGGCUUGCCUAGUAGGAAUUGUGGUACCUGAUCCAGACUUCCUCCUGGGAUGGGCCAAGAAAAGAGGCCUUGAAGGUUCCUACACACAGUUGUGCAAGAGCAAGGAGGUGAAGAAUGCAAUUCUGGAGGAUAUCUUGCGUCUGGGGAAAGAGGCCGGUCUGAAGUCCUUUGAACAGGUGCGGGAAAUCGCCCUGCACCCAGAGAUGUUCUCUGUGCAGAACGGUCUCCUGACACCCACCCUGAAGGCUAAACGGACAGAGCUGAGGAACCACUUCAGAGAACAUAUCAAUCAGCUUUAUGCCCGGAUCAAGAUAUGAGAGAGAGAUAGAGAGAGAGAGCGAGAGCGAGCAGGAGACAGCUGUACCUCUGUGAUGUUUUCAAUGUGCAUUCUCUGCAUUCACGUUCUAACACAUCACUCUGGAAAAGCCUGGUUAUGAAGUGCAGUUAUUAUAAUCACCACAAUUGGCUUCUGUGGUUCAGUGCGACUUCUCUUGCGUGUACCACAAAUGGUGAGAACUCUUGCAGUACGGCACCACCCAUCUGCAUGAAUGAUCCAAAGUCUCAAAGGCCCAGAACGCCAUCUGUCUCAUUACCAAACAUUUCAAUAUAAAUAAUAAUUUUCUAAAUUAUACUUUCAAUUAUUAUUUUAAGCUAUUAUUGUAGUUCCCUGUUUAAUCAAAUUUAUCCUAAUGUCAAACUGUGACCAUGAAGCUAGCUGAGUGUUUCACAGGUGAAUUAGUAAGAACAGAGAGAUUUAUAUGCAGACACACAACACUGGCAGCAGCAGAGUGUAAAAACACGAUUUUUAAAAAACUAAUUAAACAAAUGAUUUGAUUUGUGACUGUAGUUGUGAGCUUUUGAUUGGAUGCUGGUGUCCAUCCUGCUUCUGUGGCUACGUCCGUUCGCUCCCCCCCCCCACGUACAUUUACUUCUCCAUGAUGACGAAGCAUGCUGACCAUUCAACUGGUUUGUAAUGUCUAGCGACAAGACUUUUAUUUUGUAGGUUCAAUAUUUAAGGUGUGAGCAGAGAAAGCAUAGACUUUUACUGGUAGAGGUUUUUUUUGUUUGUUGUUGUUGUCAUAGUUCUUGCUAAACACCAGCCUGCUACUUAAAACACAUGUUAGGAUCAUUGGUCGUUCUCCAACCUUAAGUGUAUGAAUAUUAUACAUUAUUAAAAAUCUUUUGGAAAACCCUCUGGAAAUCAAGAUAAGGACAUGAAAGAGGAAUCUGUUUUUAGCUAACAGCACUUAAAGAAAUCUCAGUGUGGGUCCCCAGUACCUCUGUACUGUAAAUUAAGGAUUUCUGUUAUGAAAUUUGUAUUUUAGUCAAAGUUUUGGAACCUGUGUUGUCAUUUGCAGUAACCUGCAUGUGCAGGAGAAAUAAAAACAAGGCAGCGUCUUUAGGUC
This is a messenger RNA of Electrophorus electricus (electric eel), 3619 nucleotides long. RefSeq names its product acyl-CoA synthetase long chain family member 1a (gene acsl1a). The record is from RefSeq and is a predicted model, not a curated record. Gene Ontology annotation, cellular component: membrane; endoplasmic reticulum. Gene Ontology annotation, molecular function: long-chain fatty acid-CoA ligase activity. Gene Ontology annotation, biological process: long-chain fatty acid metabolic process. Lineage: Eukaryota; Metazoa; Chordata; Actinopteri; Gymnotiformes; Gymnotidae.